Messenger RNA from Callorhinchus milii (elephant shark), 2097 nucleotides. RefSeq names its product zinc-binding protein A33-like. The transcript has 6 exons. Gene Ontology annotation, molecular function: zinc ion binding; protein binding. The record is from RefSeq and is a predicted model, not a curated record. The coding region runs from base 15 to 1436 and encodes 473 amino acids. NCBI's taxonomy places the organism in Eukaryota, Metazoa, Chordata, Chondrichthyes, Chimaeriformes, Callorhinchidae.
UCUUGAGAGUGAACAUGGCUUUUAGACAUCAGGUUCAGCGUCUGACCGAGGAGCUAAACUGUCCUAUUUGUUUGGAUAUUUUUACUGAUCCUGUUAGCCUGGAAUGUGGCCACAAUUACUGCCGCUUCUGUAUCACCCUGUGCUGGGAAAAACACGCGGCACAACUCUGUCCGGAAUGCCGCCAGCUUAUUGCCAACAAGAACCUCAAGGUUAAUCGGACCCUGGUCAAAAUGGUGGAGAAAGCUCGUGAAUUCAGCCUGAUCUCGACACACACGGGAAUUAAACAUCAGUGUGAGAAACACCGGGAGGAAAUGAAGGUUUUCUGCCAAACAGACAAGAAAUUGCUGUGUUUAAUUUGCAGAGAUGCGCGAGAACACAGAGGUCACAACUUCCUGCCGUUUGAUGAAGCAGCUGAAAUCUGCAAGGAACAAGUGAAAUCUUCCUUAGCUUCUCUCACACAAAUGAAGGAAAAUGUGCUACGCGCUGAAGCCAAACAGAGAGAAAAGAUUUCUCAAGUUAAGGAACAGGUGAAUAGUUUGCAGACCCACGUCACGGCUGAGUUUGCUAAAAUGCACCAGAGUCUGACUGACAGAGAGCAGCGAGUGAUGCGAGAUCUCAGACAGCUAGAGGACGAGAUUUUACAACGUAUGGAGUCAAAUCUGCGAGAGAUUCAGUGCAAACUAGAUUCUGUGCAACAAGAAGUCAAAGAGUUACAGACACACAUCGAGAAAGACUCUCUCACCUUCCUGCUGGAGGAAACUGCUGGCCACACAAGGUUCAGUAACGAAGGUUAUAGUGUGUCAGUGUGUGAGGUGGAGCUGCCUGUGGCCAUGUACAAGUGGCCUACGAGGAAUACAGUUUGGAGACGCAUGAUAGAGAGUAUCAGCCCAGCCCCGGCCUCUCUGACUCUGGAUCCUGACACAGCCCAUCCCAAGCUCAUCCUGUCUGAGAAGCUGACCAGUGUGAGACAAGGAGACAAACAGCAGCAGGUCCCUUACUCCCCGAAAAGGUUUGAUAGCGUAGUCUGCGUACUGGGGUCUGAGGGUUUCAAUUCAGGGAGACACCACUGGGAAGUGCAGGUGACAAACAAGACAAAGUGGGAUGUGGGAUUGGCCAGCGAGUCUGUCAGCAGGAAAGGUUCAAUCUCACUGUCACCAAACGACGGAUACUGGGCUGUGACACUAAGAAACGGGGAUGUAUAUGAAGCACGUACCUCAUCUCAUACCCGCCUGCUCCUGAGAGAGAGACCAGAGAAGCUGGGAGUUUACUUGGAUUAUAAGGGGGGACAGGUGACGUUUUACAACGCUGAUAACAUGUCUCAUCUCCACACUUUCACCCAUACUUUCACUGAGAAAGUUUAUCCUUACUUCAGUCACUGUAAUAAUGACAACGGGAAAAAUUCUGAGCCUCUGAGGAUCUGCAGAAUAACAGUUUAACGAGGAGCAAACCCUCAGCCAUGACUUAUGUUUGGCCGUCAAAGUCAACAACUGGAAGCUUUUAUCAUUUGUGUCUUUAUACAAUAAAUCUUGUAGUUUAUAUUAUACCUUUUGCAUCGGGCCCACGGCUCAAGUCUUUCUCGGGAUCAACCGUAAAGUGAUGGUUGCAUAUGGGAGCGAAUAUGGAACCAAUUUAUACUGAACAACCUGUACAUCAAUCACGUUUCACACAAUAAACAUCAGUUUCGACUGUUCAGCUCCUGAUAUCUACAAUAAUAACCCUUGCAAUUCUCAUAGAAGAUGAUCACUUCUUCUGAAAUUCUCAAACGACCUCACAGCAUGUAAUACAAACUAAUUAAUCUUUUGAUUUGUGGAUAAAAUGCAGCAGCCGAUUGAACGAAGUAGUGUCCCACUUAAAUUAGUGUAAUAACUAUCGCAUUUUUUCAAAGGAAUUAUUACCGCAGAAUUGCGAUCCAAUUGUCGACUGAAAAUCUGUUUACAAUUUAACGAUAAUAAAAAGAAUCGUAUGGAGUAAGAAAACAUGCCUAAUGUUUAGCCCAGCCCAUGUAUCAAGCUUACGUCCUCUCGGUUGCGAGGCAAAUGCUCUGUCCAUUUAAGUACAGUACUCAGCAUGUCUUUCAUCUGCUGUUAAUAAAACUGG